CGAAAGUGACGCAAGAGCAUAAAGUUGCCGUAUUGGCGGUGGUGGUGAAUUGCAAUAGGGAAGAGGGAUAACGUCGCGUGGCACGAUGGAGGACCCUGCUGGUACUGGCACCCCGGAAACUUCAGGCGAGGAGGAGGCUCUCUUCAGCAGCUUUGACAUCUUCCUCUUUUCCCUUAUCGUGGGUCUGUUGAUCUACUGGUUCUUCUUCCGGCAGAAAAAGGAGGAGGUGCCUGAGUUUAAGAAGCUCACCACAGAGUACUGCAUGGCCACGUAUGGGGAGGGGGACCCCACCGACAACGCCCAGGACUUCUACGACUGGCUGCAGCAGGGGGAAGUCGACCUAUCCGGCGUCAAAUACACGGUUUUUGCCCUUGGGAACAAAACGUACGAACAUUACAAUGCAAUGGGAAAGUACGUGGAUAAGAGAAUGGAAGAACUGGGUGCUAGCAGGAUCUUCGACCUGGGGCUGGGAGACGACGAUACCAACCUGGAAGAGGACUUUGUCUCUUGGAGGGAGCAGUUUUGGCCAGCCGUUUGUGAGCAUUUCGGAGUGGAGGCAACAGGAGAAGAAUCCAGCAUCCGUCAGUACGAGCUGGUGGUGCACGCGGACUGCAACAUGAACAAGAUCUACACCGGCGAGCUUGGCCGUCUCAAGAGCUUUGAGACUCAGAAACCGCCUUUUGAUUCCAAAAACCCAUUCCUGUCAUCGGUGACCGUCAACCGCAAGCUGAACCAGGGAGGGGACCGACACCUGAUGCACUUGGAGCUGGACGUCACAGGGUCCAAGAUUCGGUAUGAAUCCGGAGACCACGUGGCGGUCUUCCCCGUCAACGAGACAGCUCUCGUGAACCAGAUCGGAGAGAUCCUUGGUGUAGACCUUGACACUGUCUUUUCCCUCAACAACCUUGACGAGGACUCGAAUAAGAAGCACCCUUUUCCAUGUCCCACCACCUACCGCACGGCCCUGAUGCACUACCUGGACAUCAGCAACCCACCUCGCACCAACGUCCUGUACGAGCUGGCGCAGUACGCCACUAAUCCCCAGGAACAGGAGAACAUGCGCAAGAUGGCAUCUUCCUCGGCCGAGGGGAAGGCUCUGUAUCAGAGCUGGGUGCUGGAUUCUCGCAGGAAUAUUCUGGCCAUUCUUCAGGACCUCCCAUCCCUGCGUCCGCCCAUCGACCACCUGUGUGAGCUGAUGCCCCGACUACAGGCUCGCUACUACUCCAUCGCCUCCUCCUCCAAGGUUCACGCCAACAGCAUCCACAUCUGCGCAGUGGUGGUGGAGUACAAGACCUUGACGGGCCGGACCAGCAAGGGCGUGGCCACAAACUGGCUGAAGAACAAGGUGGUGACGGACAAUGGGCACAAGCCCACAGUGCCCAUGUACGUCAGGAAGUCCCAGUUCCGACUGCCCUUCAAGCCCAGCAGCCCGGUGAUCAUGAUUGGCCCAGGGACCGGUAUCGCUCCUUUCAUGGGAUUCAUCCAGGAGCGAGGCUGGCUGAAGUCUCAAGGUAAGGAAGUAGGCGAGACUGUGCUCUACUAUGGCUGUCGUCACAAGGCUGAGGACUACCUUUACCGAGAAGAACUGGAGGAGUUUGAGAGGACAGGAGUGGUCACGCAGCUCAACGUGGCGUUCUCCCGAGACCAGGGAGAGAAGGUGUAUGUGCAACAUCUUAUGAAGAAGAACAAGGAGAAUUUAUGGAAGCUGAUUCACACAGAUAACGCCCACAUCUAUGUCUGUGGGGAUGCCCGCAACAUGGCGCGUGACGUGCAGAAUACCUUCUACGACAUUGCCGCCGAGCUCGGGGCCAUGAGCCACACUCAGGCCGUGGACUACAUCAAGAAGCUGAUGACGAAAGGCCGUUACUCGCAGGACGUCUGGAGCUGAAGACCUCGAACGUCUGACAAACAGCACAGCUCACACGCCCCCUCCCGGCACAUUAUUCCCUUUCAAAAGUGAAAAACUUCCCUGCUCACAUGUCCAGUUUGUUCCCCUCCUGCCUACCGCCCUGCACAUUUGCAGGGUCUUUAACUCUUAUGAUUAUCUUCUUGCAGCCUGUCCAGCAGUAGUCCACUAACCAAGCAAACCAAAAGUCUCUGUGGCCGAUCAGCGAUGCAGCCAUGGGGACAGUGGUGCGGGUGCAAAUGAUUUGAGCAAAAUGUCAUGUAAUGUCAUGUGGUGUUUCUGAUGUUGUGGAAAAUGAGAUUUAAUGUACAGCCUCAGACUAUGUGCAUUUUGGGCAGCUGAUUGUCGACAUUAAUGCAGACUUGCAGUAGCAGCAAACCUUAUGCAGCCAGUAACUUCAAACAAAAUGAAAGGAUGACAUUAAAUGUGAUAGGCAUUACUUACGGACGGAACGCUGAGUGUGUGCAUGUCUAGGAAGUGCUCCUGUUAAACUGUAUGUAUCGGAAGACACUGUCAGAGUGCUACAUGCUAUUCUUCCUAUAUAGAAAAUGCUUACCGUACAUAUACUGUGCAAAGUUUAGGCACUGCCUACGUGUGAAUUGGCCAUGCAUGUGCCAUUUGGUGUUUCAUUAAGAAGCCGUGAGAUCCGCAGCUGUGUAUGUGGUUUAACAUGAAAAGGGCAGUUUUGGUUAAAAAACAGUCACGUUAGGUUGCCUGACUGUGAUUCUAUGUGACCACAAAGUGGAAAUAAGAUUUUUUUUAUUUUUUUUUAUAUAUAUAUAUACAUCUCAACAGACUCAUUCAAAGCAGUACACAGUCACCAUGCUGAUAUUUUAAAACCACUGUAUAUGUAUAUUUCUGACUGAAGGGUUUAGCUCCUCAUAGGGUCCAACAGCAAUUUCCUUAAUAGGAUUUGAAGGCAUGAAUAUCUUGGUCAUGAGCCCAACUUCUUAAAACCACCUAACUAUUCUAUAAAUAUUGUAUUAUUAUUAUUUUUUUGUUUAUUAUUAAUGAUAACAGGUUUUGCCGGAAUAUCAAGACAUUUGCUACGAGGAGCCUAUUAAAGGUUAAAAAGAAUAUGUUGUUUCAUACUUGUGGCGAUAGUAUACUUUAAAAAGAGUUUUUAAACCAUGAACCUUAGUUAACCAAGGUCACCGCUGCAUUUACAGGUUGACUCCUACAACUACCAGAACCAGUAAGUUGGUACAGAAUAAUAGCAGUCGAGAGGUAUUUUGUAGAAAUCCAUUCUGGAGUCAGCUUGCAGUUUAUCUUUCAUGCCUGGAGGCUGAACUGAUGUAAAUGCCCCAGUCCGUCUGUUGGCACUGAUGCCAGGUCACAUUGUAUGUGCUUUUUAUUCAUGGCUGAGUCUGUUGGUCCAUAUGCCUUCAACCUCGUGAUGUUCUGUUCCGGAGGAAGCUCACUGAAUGUCACUCAGUGCCGUUAUGCUAAUGGCGUAAACCGUAACCACAGAAAAAAACAAUAUGAUGUUCUAAAUGAGGUUUUUUUUUGUAAUCGUUCGACUGGAUCAUAUAGUAUAAAUUUUAUAUGUUACACUAGUGCCUUCCCUUGUAUUCUCAGUGGGCUGCAAUAUCCGAGAUGAUUUUUAAAAAGAAAUGACUUUCAUAUCUUCUAAGCCAAACAUUAUAGAAUGUUUCGGUGGGCUGGGAUCGAGAUAUGUGUGUAUAUUUGAGAAACUGGUACUGUUCAUGUUACAUAUACGCAGUGUAAUCCAGUUUUAUAUGCAAUGUUUCUUUAAAAAUAGGCGUGUUUUUAAAAUAAUAAAACGUGAGAUUAAACCCA
Paramormyrops kingsleyae is the source of this 3706-nucleotide messenger RNA. The record is from RefSeq and is a predicted model, not a curated record. Lineage: Eukaryota; Metazoa; Chordata; Actinopteri; Osteoglossiformes; Mormyridae.